AUUUUAUUCCGUAUUAAACACUCACCUUUCUUUUAUGUAACACACAGUGUUUAUUUGAACAAUUUGUGGCAACAUUUUGGACAGUUGAAAUUUUGUGAUUCAACAACAAUUUGAACUCAAGUCAUUUAAAUCACAAAAUCAAAAGUUUAAAGGAUUUUAUAAGAAUUUUUUCGGCAAAAAUUGAUGUCAAUAUCCGGUGUUACUACUAAGUUUGAAAGUGAAAAGAUACAUCAGUCAAUAAAAGUCGAAAUAUUUUGUUGAAGCAAUAGUGGGUAUUUUCAACCAAACCAGUUCCCUUCAGUUGUGACAUCGUUUGGUCUACUUAUUUCUUCUGGAAAUAUUUUUUCAAUUUAUGAAUCGUUCCAUUUCCAGAUUUAAUUUAUUCACAUGAAAUUUUUGUGUUUUCAACUUUUAGAAUCGACUUAGUUAAUUAGUCUCUCAAUAAGUAGUCAUUUUUCGACUUAUUUGGUCAGUGAGAAUAUCAAUGUCUCGUGUGAAUGUGUAUGUGUGAGAAUAUUUAUUUUGUUUUGUUUUGUUCGUUUUCAAUCUGAACAAUGUAAAAUCGCGUCCGGUUAAUUCAAUGGAAUUGGUUAACGUUUCAGUCUGAAUAACGAAAGUGAACUUUGGAGCUUGUAAUCAAUACAUUACACUCGUAUCAUAUUAUUCGUUUUUACAACUAUGUUCAACUUAUUUCUCACUAUUUCUCUUGAUAGUCUUGACGAGAGUCUUCAAUAUUUCCAAAAGGAAAUAGAAGUAAAAUGUUCAAUCAAAUAAAACGAGAAUAGAUUAAAUAGAAAAAAAUAGAUUGAAAUCUUGAAUCUGUAUACGGCACAAGUUUAUUCCAAAAUUGAACUUAAUUUUUUUGACGAAAUAAGAUUCAUAUGAAUUUAAUAAUGGACUCAAGUCGAUCACACCACUUAUUGCCGGUACCAAGGAGAAAUCCAUUUCCACAGCGACCUUGGAUGGAGAACAAUGGUGCUGCAGCCGCAGCGACUGGCGCUUCUGGUCUAAAAGGUAUUGUUGCGGGUGGCAUUACCGGCGGAAUCGAAAUUUGUAUCACAUUUCCCACCGAGUAUGUGAAGACGCAGCUACAGUUAGACGAAAAGGGUGGUAGUAAAAAGUAUAAUGGUAUUGGCGAUUGUGUUCGCAAAACCGUUAAAUCGAACGGGGUUCUAGGCCUCUAUCGCGGCCUGUCGGUGCUCUUAUAUGGUAGCAUUCCAAAGUCGGCAGUGCGUUUUGGGGCAUUCGAAUCAUUCAAGAAACGCAUGCAGGAUCAUAAUGGUCAAUUGUCUGCAGGUGGGAAAUUGUUAGCUGGCUUAGGAGCGGGCGUGGCUGAGGCUAUUCUCGCCGUAACUCCAAUGGAAACAGUCAAAGUUAAAUUUAUCAACGAUCAACGCAGCGCAAACCCACAAUAUAAAGGAUUCUUCCACGGUGUAUCAACGAUCAUUCGCCAAGAAGGUUUUCUUGGUGUCUACAAAGGUGUUACAGCAACGAUAAUGAAACAAGGUUCCAAUCAAGCAAUUCGGUUUUACGUAAUGGAGACAUUGAAGGACUUGUAUAAAGGUGAUGAUCCGAAGAAACCUGUUCCGAAGCUAGUCGUUGGAAUGUUUGGUGCUGUGGCCGGCGCAGCCUCAGUAUUUGGAAACACACCAAUCGAUGUAGUAAAAACACGAAUGCAAGGUUUGGAAGCGUCAAAAUAUAAAAAUACUGCCGAUUGCGCCAUGCAAAUAUGGAAAAAUGAAGGCCCAUGCGCAUUCUACAAAGGAACUGUGCCACGAUUAAGUCGUGUCUGCCUCGAUGUAGCGAUCACUUUUAUGAUUUACGACUCAUUUAUGGAUUUGUUCAAUAAAUUCUGGCAUUAAACAUAUCAAAUAUAUUCCAUUAAUAAUUGUUAGAA
This is a messenger RNA of Sitodiplosis mosellana (orange wheat blossom midge), 1897 nucleotides long. It is a transcript of the gene sea, whose product is annotated as tricarboxylate transport protein, mitochondrial. Gene Ontology annotation, biological process: mitochondrial citrate transmembrane transport. Bases 882 to 1862 code for a protein of 326 amino acids. Lineage: Eukaryota; Metazoa; Arthropoda; Insecta; Diptera; Cecidomyiidae. The transcript has 9 exons. The record is from RefSeq and is a predicted model, not a curated record.